Molecule: messenger RNA, 525 nt
Organism: Quercus robur (English oak)
Lineage: Eukaryota; Viridiplantae; Streptophyta; Magnoliopsida; Fagales; Fagaceae
Exons: 2
Coding region: 1-525 (174 amino acids)
Source: RefSeq, a predicted model, not a curated record
AUGAAAGAUCUGAGCACUCUCAACUAUUUUCUUGGGCUUGAGGUUACCUCAUCCUCUGAUAGCUACUAUCUUUCCCAAGCUAAAUAUGCUUCUGAUCUUCUCUCCAAAGCCAAUAUCACUGACAACAAGAUUGUUUCCACUCCCUUGGAAUAUAAUGCAAAGCUCACACCCUUGAAUGGUGAACCUAUAUCUGAUGUUACUCGCUAUCGCCAGUUGGUUGGUAAUCUGAUCUAUCUCACUACUACUCAUUUAGAUAUUUCACAUGCUGUGGGUAUGGUCAGUAAAUUCAUGGAUGCCCCUCGUUCUGUCCAUUAUGCUACCAUUCUUCGGAUUCUUCGAUAUGUCAAGGGCACACUUUAUCAUGGACUCCACUACUCCUCUCGGUCUUCUCUCGAGCUUCAUACUUAUUUAGAUGUGGAUUGGGCAGUCACAAACAUGGGAGUUUGUGUUCAGCAAAUUCAAGAUAGAAGAGUCUAUGGAGUUGGAACAGCACAUGAUCGUGUUAAUAAGUUCCACAAGAGGUAG